Molecule: messenger RNA, 4374 nt
Organism: Triplophysa dalaica
Lineage: Eukaryota; Metazoa; Chordata; Actinopteri; Cypriniformes; Nemacheilidae
Exons: 18
Coding region: 209-3904 (1231 amino acids)
Molecular function (GO): protein binding; zinc ion binding
Source: RefSeq, a predicted model, not a curated record
AAUCCGCGACUCCACCAAUUUGUCAAAUCAUUAGCGGGAGCGCACCAUGUUAAAAACCUUUAUGAGUUUCUGUAUGAGACUGACAUCUGGUGGUUUAGUUUAUGAUCACCGGCAGUGUUUUGAAAACAGGAAAUUUGAGGAAAAACGAAACUAAGCUGUUGCGCAGAGUUUCGCCGGUUGUAUCUUCAUUUCUCAAACAUACAGUAAAAUGACAGAAGCCAGUAUUUCAGUGGAUCAGGAUCAGUUCAGCUGUUCAAUCUGUCUGGAUCUACUGAAGGAACCAGUGACCAUUCCCUGUGGACACAGUUACUGUAUGAGCUGUAUUACAGACUGCUGGGAUCAGGAUGAUCAGAAGAGAGUCUACAGCUGCCCUCAGUGCAGACAGACUUUCACUCCAAGACCUGUUUUAGGUAAAAACACAAUGCUGGCUGAAGUGGUGGAGAAACUCAAGAACACUAAACUACAAGCACACGAUCAAUGUUAUGCUGAACCUGGAGAUGUGAAGUGUGACGCCUGUACUGGUAAAAAACACAAAGCUGUCAAAUCCUGUCUGGUGUGUCUCAACUCAUACUGUCGAAGUCAUCUUGAACAACAUGAGAAUUUAUUCAAAGGCAAGAGACACAAAGUGACUGAUGCCACUGAAAGACUUCAGCAGAUGAUCUGCUCUCAACAUGAUAAACUUCUUGAGUUUUACUGUUGUACUGAUCAGAGCUGUAUAUGUUAUCAGUGCAUGGCAGGAACGCACAAAAAUCAUAUGACUGUAUCAGCUGAAGAAGAGAGGAUUGAAGAACAGAAACAACUGAAGGAAACACAAAGUAAAUACCGACAGAGGAUUCAGGAAAGACAGAAGGAGCUUCAGGAGUUAAAAAAGACUGUGAAGACUCAUGAGCGCACUGCUCAGGCAGCAGUGGAGGACACUGAGAGGAUCUUUACUGAACUGAUCCGCUCCAUUGAGAAAAGCCGCUCUGAGAUGAUAAAGCUGAUCAGAGAUCAGGAAAAGACUGCAGUGAGUCAAGCUGAAGAACUCUUGAAGCGUCUGGAGCAGGAGAUUGAUGAUCUGAGGAGGAGAGAUACUGAGCUGGAGCAGCUUUCACACACAGAUGAUCACAUCCAUUUCCUCCAGAGUUUCCAGUCUGUCUCCGUUCCUCCUGGAUCUACUGACUCAUUUUGCAUCACUCUCCUUUCUCUACUUUCUUUUGAUCAUGUAAAAAUAAGUAAAGAGAAACUGGAGCGUUUGUGCAGAGAAAAUAUACAAAAGAUAUUUGAUAGAGGUUACUAUCAAGUCGCUGUGAAUCCAAACACAGGUCAGAAAUUUCCCGAUCUGUCUGAGCAAGAAAAGCUCAACAAGAAAGAGCUGACUGGAGAGGAGCUCACUAAACAACUGGACAGGUUGUUGCAGGAUAAAGCCGACAACCAGACCAUCUGCAACUGGAUAGAGGCCAACCUAGAUGAGAAGCAGAUAAGCUCCCAUGAGUUUGUGCGGGCAUUGAUGACGUCUGUGUGUCAAUCGGCUAUUACACGUAUCCUCACUUACAAGGUGGAUACGACUCAGCUUAGUCAAAGGGUCAGACUGCUAUCUAAGUACCUGUGUGAUGAAGAAAAGGAGUUGCAGGCGCUCUAUGCUCUCCAGGCUCUCGUGGUGAAGAUGAAGCAGCCCUCCAAUUUGCUGCGCAUGGUUUUUGACUGCCUAUACGAUGAGGACAUUAUAAAGGAAGGGGCCUUCUUCAAAUGGGAGUCCAGCAAAGACCCGGCAGAGUGCCUGGGAAAGGGUGCGGCCCUGAAGUCUGUCAAUGCCUUCUUUAUUUGGUUACGAGAGGCUGACUUCGAAUCUGAUUCUGAACCAUAUAAAGUGGCAUUUCAUGGACUGACGGUCAAACAGAAUAAUUCACAGAAUGGAUCACAUACACGUCUCCGUCUGUCUGAGGGAAACAGGGUGAAUCUUCGCACUGCUAAAGACCAGCUUUAUCCUGAUCAUCCAGACAGAUUUAAUGUUCAUCCUCAUGUGUUGUGUCGAGAGUGUGUGUGUGGACACUGUUACUGGGAGGUUGAGUGGAGUGGUGACUGGGUGUCCAGAUCUUCUAGAAUAGGAGUGUAUGUGGAUCACAGUGCAGGAACUCUGUCCUUCUACAGCGUCUCUGACACAAUGACCCUCAUCCACAGAGUCCACACCACAUUCACUAAACCUCUCUAUCCUGGGAAAUUCCUGAUUUCAGGAAAACUGAAACUGAAGUAUGGACAUGUGUUCUCUUCCGUCUUACUGACUCUUUCUACAUACAUCGAAAUGGCAGAAGCCAGCGUUCCUUUGUCUCAUGAUCAGUUCAGUUGUUCAAUCUGUCUGGAUCUUCUGAAGGAACCAGUGACCAUUCCCUGUGGACACAGUUACUGUAUGAGCUGUAUUAUGGAUUACUGGGAUCAGAAGAGAGUCUACAGCUGCCCUCAGUGCAGACAGACCUUCACUCCAAGACCUGUUUUAGGUAAAAACACAAUGCUGGCUGAUGUGGUGGAGAAACUCAAGAACACUAAACUACAAGUUGCUCGUCCUGAUCUCUGUUAUGCUGGACCUGAAAAUGUGGAGUGUGAUGUCUGUACUGAGAGAAAACACAAAGCUGUCAAGUCAUGUCUGGUGUGUCUCAGCUCUUACUGUCAAACUCAUUUUGAGCGUCAUGAAGAACUUCACUCUGGAAAGCGACACAAAGUGACUGAUGCCACUGGACGACUUCAGGAGAUGAUCUGCCCUCAACAUGAUAAACUUUUAGAGAUUUACUGCCGUAGUGAUCAGUGCUGUAUAUGUUAUCUGUGUAUGGUGGAUGAACACAACAACCAUAAGACUGUAUCAACUGCUGCAGAAAGAACCGAGAAACAGAAACAACUGAAGGAAAUACAGAGAGAAUACCAGGAGAGGAUUCAGGAGAGACAGAAGGAGUUUCAGGAGAUGAGAGAGGCUGUAGAGAUUCAUAAGCGCUCUGCUCAGACAGCAGUGGAGGACAGUGAGAGGAUCUUUACUGAACUGAUCCGCUCCAUUGAGAGAAGUCGCUCUGAGAUGAUAAAGCUGAUCAGAGAUCAGGAAAAGACUUCAGUGAGUCAAACUGAAGAACUCUUGAAGCGUCUGGAGCAGGAGAUUGAUGAUCUGAGUAGGAGAGACACUGAGCUGGAGCAGCUUUCACACACAGAUGAUCACAUCCAAUUCCUCCAGAGUUUCCAGUCUCUCUGUGUUCCUCCUGGAUCUCCAGACUCACUCAACAUCACUGUCAGUUCUCUCCUCUCACUUGACGAUGUUCAAAAAAUUAGAGAGAAACUGGAGUGUCUGUGCAGAGAACAGAUAGAAAGGACAUUUGAUAGAGUUUGUCCUGAACUCACAACCAGGGAGACAUUCAAAAAAUAUUAUCAUCAGGUCACUCUGGAUCCAAAAACAGCACAUACACGUCUCCGUCUGUCUGAGAAGGGCAGAGUGAUUACUAACACAGAAGAAGACCAGUGCUAUUCUGAUCAUCCAGACAGAUUUGAUAAUUAUCGUCAGGUGUUGUGUAGAGAGAGUGUGAGUGGACGCUGUUACUGGGAGGUUGAGUGGUGUGGUGGGGUGGAUAUUUCAGUGUCAUAUAAGAGUAUCAGCAGGAAGGGAAAGGGUGAUGAGUGUUCAUUUGGAUGUAAUGAUCAGUCUUGGGGUUUGUAUUGUUCUGAGCUCAGUUGUUCAUUCUGGCACAAUAACAUUGAAACUGACCUGCCCUUAGUGUCCAGUUCUUCUAGAAUAGGAGUGUAUGUGGAUCACAGUGCAGGAACUCUGUCCUUCUACAGCGUCUCUGACACAAUGACCCUCAUCCACAGAGUCCACACCACAUUCACUCAACCUCUCUAUCCUGGGUUUAGAGUUUGUAAAUUUGUGAAACUGUGUGAUCCAACAGUAUAAAUGAUACAGAAAUUCUACAAACAUUACUGUUGUAUCUGAAUUUUGAAGAGUUAAAAGAAAUUGAGAAUCACUGAUAUUAACAACACAAAUUGUAUCACUAUGUUUUUUAUACAGAGUGAUACUAGUUAAACAUGGGUAAAUAUUAAUUUGCAAGUAAAGAUCUUUUUAACAUUAUUAACAGUCAAAAAAGUGAUGUGCUGUUCUGCUGAUUGUAUCAUGCUGUGCCUUAUUUUGCCUGCUGUGCUGUAUCAGUGUUGUUUUUUGUGAAGUACCAGUGUUGUAAUGUAACGAAAUAAAAAUACUUAAGUACAGUACUUAAGUAUUUUUUGGUAGUAUCUGUACUUUACUUGAGUCUUUAUAUUUCUGCAGACUUUUAUUCCACUACAUUUCCAGAACAAAAUGUAUGCUUUUACUCCGAUACAUUUCCCCCAAGCAUGUAUGUUACUACAAAUAAAAGCAUAGAAACUGAA